UACCACAUUACGUUUUUCGAAUCAUCUGCUGUGACUCAUUUUAACCGACUUUGCAUAAUGCCAACCCUUGAUCUCCAGUGUCUAACACACAGAAUAAGUGCAGAGCCUUCAUGUUUUCGUAACAAACAUAAUAUUUUUUUUAUUUUGAUAUCUGACAGUAAACAGAACUUUCGAUUUGAUUCACGGCUAACUAGCUAGCUAUCUUAGGUAGUUAUCGGGGUAGAUAUCAUUUCAUGCAAUCCUGCAACAUAUGCUAACGUUACCUGGCUAAAAUUCAACAUGUGGACUUGGCGAAUCAAGAUUUGGGACUAAAACGCUUCUAAACGAAGAAUGACCAUGGAUUUUUCUCGCCUGCACACAUAUACUCCUCCACAGUGUGCUCCGGAAAACACAGGCUAUACCUAUUCCCUCAGUUCCAGUUACUCAACAGCUGCUCUGGAGUUUGAAAAGGAGCAUAAGAUUGGACCAGUAUAUGACUCGCCCAGAAUGUCCCGCCGAAGCCUGCGAUUACACACCAUGGGAGGUCUCUAUGGCAACAGAAGCCUAACGGAGAACUCCCAAAAUCAGAGUGUCAGUUACAGCAGCAGCACUGGCUCCAGUAGGAGGUCUGUGAGAAGCAGAAAGCUGCAAGCUUUGUCCAGCUCCCAGUCUCUGUCUGGGGCUCAGACGGGCCAGUGCAGCGUUGGCCUGAGCUGCCCUGAGGGAAAUCCCAACUCUGAUACUGUGCUGUUGUCUAGCCGGCUGGAGCAGUCCACUGUCAGACACAGCCCUGCAGAACACAGCUACACAGGCUCAGAGCAAAAUGCUGAGAUUAAGAGAUGGAGUAAAAUGUCAAUGCUAAGCUCCACACCUUUGAAUGGUUCCGCUAGCAUAACAGAGACCAACAGCAGGGUGGAGAACGGCUACAUCUGUCAACGCUGCUCUGUUCACGCAGAGAGGGAGGAGGACCUUACAGGCCCUUCUUCACUGUCUACCGCCUCAGUGUCUCAGUCAGAAGACUGUGUGGAUGCCACCUCAUCCAUCUCAACUGUGUACAGUUUAGACAAGCUCCGCAAGCACCAGACCGGGUUCCUGGCAUCAGUCUCCACUACUUGUGUCCACUACAGCAGACGGGUCUUCACCUCCAUAGUGUCAGUAAUGACACUCCUAUUUCAAAAUGUUUUCCAUGUAGGCCACCAGGCCAAAGGUCAUGAAAGAAAAGGUGUAUUCCUGUCAGUCUCAAACUCAGUGAGAGUUGUGUGCUCCUGGCUUGUGGCCAGAGGGACCAUGUUAAAACAGACUGCUUUCCGGAGGACCCGUUACAGGGCAAAUGACUACCAUAGCUCAGCUCACUCAAGUUACUGUGGCAGUGUGAACGUGAAAGACCUAGAGACAAGGGAUGACCAAAUGGAUCUCACCAGCUCGUUAUGUGAUGAUUGUAAAGGGAAGCAGUACUUGGAAACACACACGACUCACACAUACUCCUCCAGCUCCUGUUGUCUGCUUACGGCUCUGUGGGGCCUGGUGGCUUACACAGGUUAUGGUUUGCAGCAGGUUGGCAGAGGGUUGGGUUCAGCAGGAACAUUUGUGGUUCGGAAGCUGCUGUCUGUUCUGUGGUUGGCCAUACUGUCUCCAGGGCAUGCUCUGACUGGAGCCUUCUGGUGGCUCGGAACAGCUUGGUACCAGAUGGUGACCUUGAUGUCUCUGGUCAAUGUCUUUAUCCUGACCAGGUGCUUCCCUAAACUGCUAAGGCUGAUAAUAUUUCUGCUACCAUUCCUGCUGCUGUUGGGUUUAUGGUAUUUGGGGCUGACCAGAGUAAUCUACUAUCUCCCAGUUCUAAAUAUGACUGAGUGGAGAGCAAAGAUCUCUAUUUUGCCAUCAGUGCCAUUCUUCUCCCUCCCUUCUCUACUACCUACACCCUCCUACAACUCUGAACCUUCCUCGCAAAUGGAGCGCAGCCCACUCCCUGUCACCUCCCAGCCUGUAGCAGCGUCAGUAGACAGUGAGAGAAUGGCCCGGUUAGAGCAGAGCGUGGCUGCACUGUGGGAGUCUGUCCAUCAGAGGGAGCAGCAGGCAUCACAGCAGCAUGGUGAGGCUGUUGAGCUCGUCCGCGCCCUACAAGAGCAGAUAAACACACAGACAGACAAAGAGACUCUGGGACUUUGGGUCUCACAACUACUGGAGCCAAAAUUUGACAAGCUCAGAGGAGAGAUUGAGAGGGAGGCUUCAGACAGAGCACAGACUCAGGAGCAGAAUGUGGCGCGUCAGAAGGUCCAUGCAGAUCGCUUGGCUCAGCUUGAGCUCCUCCUCCAGGCCCUGACUUCCAAAACCGAGGAGGUGUAUCGGAGACAAACAGACCCAUCUGCUCCAGCUGCUGUGGAUGUGGGAGGGAGCCAAGAGGACCGUGAUACAUUGCUUGCAGAGGUGCAGAGGUUGGAAGCAGAACUAGGACAUAUCAGAAACGACCUGCAAGGGGUGAUGGGAUGUCAAGGGAAAUGUGGCCAAUUUGACACAUUGCAAGAAACAGUGUCCACUCAGGUGAGAGAAGAGCUGUACACCUUGUUCUACGGAAGUGAAAUGAGACAUAGCAAGGACGUAACGCUUCCUGAGAAUCUAUUACAGUGGCUGUCUUCUCAGUACACCAGCUCAUCUGACCUUCAUGCUACCCUUGCCACCCUGGAGCGCAGCAUUCUGGGAAACAUAUCUGUUCAGCUUGAGCAGAGCAAAUCUCAGAGCUCUGCUGAAACAGUCACUCGGACAGUCACUCACACUGCUGGUGCUGCUGGAAUGACAGAGGAGCAAGUGCAGAUAAUAGUGCAUAAUGCACUGACACUGUACUCGCAGGACCGCACGGGCCUGGUAGACUACGCCCUGGAGUCCGGAGGGGGAAGCAUCCUGAGUACACGUUGUUCAGAGACGUAUGAGACAAAAACAGCACUGAUGAGCUUAUUCGGUGUCCCGCUGUGGUAUUUCUCCCAAUCUCCUCGCGUCGUCAUCCAGCCAGAUGUGUACCCAGGUAACUGCUGGGCAUUUAAAGGUUCCCAGGGUUACCUGGUUAUUAGGCUGUCUCUGAGUGUUCUGCCUACAUCCUUCUGCCUGGAACACAUCCCCAAAGCCCUGUCUCCCACUGGCAACAUCAGCAGUGCUCCACACCACUUUAGAGUAUAUGGGCUGGAAGAUGAAUAUCAGGAGGAGGGAAAGCUUCUAGGUGACUACGCCUACCAAGAAGAUGGAGAAUCUCUGCAGACCUUCCCUGUUGUGGAGAACAAUGACAGAGCGUUCCAGAUCAUUGAGCUGAGAGUACUGUCCAACUGGGGUCACCCUGAGUACACUUGUAUCUAUCGUUUCAGAGUUCAUGGAGACCCUUCCAUUAAAUAAAAAAAAAAAUCCCUCGCUGUAUACUAAUGCAUCUGCCUGUAUGUAUAUAAAGGAGGGCCCUUUUUUCAACAUAGAGAGAACUGGGUUAGAAAAGACAUUUUUACGCUGUUGGAGAUGUUGAGUUUAAAUAGGAGUUUAAAGAAGCAAACAAGAAGGAUGUUUUUAUACCAAGCAUAGAAAGUACACAUGAAUGACCAUGGAAAGAGUAAAAUGAACAGUUAAAGAGAACUGGGACUGGACUCCUUUCAGUCCCUCUCCUUAACUCACUCUUGCACUGAAUCAGCCUGAGGCCCUGGAUCACUAAAGUAUCUUUCUCUUUUCCUGGGUACCACUCACUUGGGCAGGUAUCUGUACCUUAAAAAAGUCAAUACAUUUUCCUCUUUUUCGUCUCUCUUUGUAUCCUUUUUUUUCUUCAGAAUUCAUCAUUCAGGAGACUUCAUUCUCUAAGGUUCAGUCUCAGCGUAACUGGAUUGGUGAAAAAGCUACAGCAAUUUGCCCUCAAUCCCAUGCUCUGUGUAUCUAAAGCUAGAGUCUGCUGCUGCUCUGACUCAUCUGCAUAGUCAUUAACUGGACUGGACCACUUCUAUGAAUCUGUUUAAUCUUUUCAUGUGUGUUCUUUUUUACAUUUUUAAAUAUAUUUUUAGACAUAAGAAUAAACAUUGAUAACCAUAACCUAUACACUAGGUGAUGGAAUAGAGGAAUGUUUCUCAGUCGUGGUCCUGAAAUACCCCUGCCAUGCAUAUAGUGGUCUCCCUGCAAAUUGAACUUGGUAAUGAGUCAGGUGUGCAUAAGCAGGAAAAAUACUAAAAUACACAUGGUACUGCUACUCUAUGACCAGGACUGAGAGACAGAGAAACGCUCUGACAAGCACUGAAUGUGUAUUUAAGAUGUUAUAGCAGGACAGAAGAGUCCCCUUUUAAGCACUGUAGCAAACAUUUACAUGACAUUUUAAGUAGAAUCUUUCAAACAGUUUGUUUUUUUCCCCCUAUGGAUUUAACUGCACAUUAAUACUGGAGUAGUGUAUAAAGCUACACCAGUACUAGACAGAAGUAAGAAAAAUGGAUCUCAUGACAGUCUGUUACCAUCAGUUUCACAGAGUCCCUUUAUUAAGGAUAAUCUUAAUUAAGCCACCUGGUCCAUACCUGGAGGAAUGUAAUGUAUAUUUUGUUAAUAGUCUGCUUUUUAUUCACUAUUGGUUAAUCCCAUCAUCAUCAUGAUCAUCAUCAUCAUCAUCACUGUUGUUAUUAUUAUUAUUAUUAUUAUUAUUAUUAUUAUUAUUAUCUACUACUUUUGCAUAUUUUAUUUUUGUUUGAAUAUUUUGCCUGAGAAUGCAGAAUUAUAACUUGUAAAAAAUGUACAUUGCACAAGUCCUAUUCUCUUAAAUGUAAAGCAAAAAAUUAGUGGUUAAGUUGAUGCUAUGUUGAAAAUUUUCUUGUGUACAUUACUAAGUUUGUUCAAGACUAUUUAUUUUAGUUAUGAAGUAGGACUGUGCAAUGUAUUUUUGUAACUACAUAUUUAGACAGUAAUUUUUGUUUUAAAACCGUGUAGAUUUUUAUUUUGUUGCUGCUGUCUUACAAUGGAUACACUGCUUUGGGGGGAAAAAAGCUCUAAUAAAAAAAUUGGAUAUGUGUUAAGCCUAAA
Molecule: messenger RNA, 4998 nt
Organism: Electrophorus electricus (electric eel)
Lineage: Eukaryota; Metazoa; Chordata; Actinopteri; Gymnotiformes; Gymnotidae
Gene: sun1b
Product: Sad1 and UNC84 domain containing 1b
Cellular component (GO): meiotic nuclear membrane microtubule tethering complex; nuclear envelope
Molecular function (GO): protein-membrane adaptor activity
Source: RefSeq, a predicted model, not a curated record